AUGUUGAACGAUUCGAGAAUGAGAAAGUCUCCAAAAGAAAUCGUAUCUGAUUAUGCAAUUGUAUACGGAAUAAAAUCAUUCGACCCAUUCUUCUGCAUUUAUUCCGUUCAGUCGUUGGAUUUCGAUUCGAUGAAAUCCACAAUGUCUAUAGUCACAAAUCCAAAGGACGAGAGUGAAUAUAUUCCGAAGAACGUGCUGGAAGAAGUAAUAAAAAUUAGUUUUAAAGCGUUUUACUCUUACCAUACCAAGACUCAAUGCUUCGAUUGGUUCACAGAUGAUUAUUGUUUUACACAUUACCCGGCUCAUUUGGAACAUGGAGGGACUGCACAGGUCGAGGUAUUCUUCGAAUCUAUACGGAAGGGAGUAUUUCUAUCGAAGGGUAAGAUAAGUUCAAUCACCGACUCGACAAGCUCUACUUACACACAAACACUUGUAGUUGGAGAAGGACGAAUACACAUGUUGAAAUUGAACCCGCCGACUGGCAUAAUAGAAAAUGAGAACGUGUCGGUGAUGGAUAUUGAGAGAGAAGAUUCCGAAGAAACUAACCCAUCUCCAGAUGAUAGACAAGAAAUCGGAGAACAAAAUGAUAGAACAAUUGGGAAUGAUUUUGAUGAUGUGCCUCUGCAAUCUUCUGAAAAUGAAAUAGGAGAAAGCCUUCGUAAAACUCCUCGAGAAUCCCCUCCAGAAGAAGACGCUCUUGUUGAUAUUUCGAUGAGAUCCGAAUCCAGUGAAUCAUCAGACUGGAAUAAUCCAGAAAACCCUUUUUUGGAUGAUGAUAAUAAUAGCGUCCGAGUUCGCAAUACCGAGCACAGUGAAAAGUCAUCGUCUUGA
Caenorhabditis remanei is the source of this 831-nucleotide messenger RNA. RefSeq lists its product as uncharacterized. The transcript is spliced from 6 exons. NCBI's taxonomy places the organism in Eukaryota, Metazoa, Nematoda, Chromadorea, Rhabditida, Rhabditidae. Bases 1 to 831 code for a protein of 276 amino acids. The record is from RefSeq and is a predicted model, not a curated record.